Limanda limanda (common dab) is the source of this 1549-nucleotide messenger RNA. RefSeq lists its product as uncharacterized. Bases 81 to 968 code for a protein of 295 amino acids. The record is from RefSeq and is a predicted model, not a curated record. Lineage: Eukaryota; Metazoa; Chordata; Actinopteri; Pleuronectiformes; Pleuronectidae. The transcript has 7 exons.
AGUUCCCAUGCUUGUUUGCUGGUCUUUCGGGAGGCUAACACGUCCCUGUCGCUUUUCAAUUUGUUGCAGUAAAUCGGAUCAUGGCCAAAGAUAAAUCUCCGAAAUCAGCAUCAGAUCUUUCCAAGAAGAAGAAGAAGAAGCUGAGUUCAAAUGGCGAUAAUGUAAAUAUAGAAGAGGCAAUGGAUGUUGAGGUAAAGGUGAAAAGAAGAAAAAAGAAGGUAGAGGAGGCCCCGGAAGAGAUUCCUCAGGAAACCAUCAUAGAUGAGAAAAAAGAGAAGAAGAAGAAGAAGAAGAAGCUGAGUUCAAAUGAGGUCGAUGUAAAUAUAGAAGAGGCAAUGGAUGUUGAGGUAAAGGUGAAAAGAAGAAAAAAGAAGGUAGAGGAGGCCCCGGAAGAGAUUCCUCAGGAAACCAUAACAGAUGAGAAAAAAGAGAAGAAGGAGAAGAAAAGCAAAAAGAAACGAGCGGCCGAGGAGGCACAGGCCAAGGCAGCUGAGAUUUCAGAUCCACCCAGUUCCCCCGAGCCAACACUUGAGCUGGAGGGUGAGGAGGACCUGAGUCCUGAAGAGAAGCGGGUGAUGGAGAGGAAGAUGAAGAAGAUCCUGAAAAAGGAGGAGAAGAAGAAGCUGAAAGCUGAGGGAGAGACGGAGAAGAGAAGUGAAGAGACUGGACCCACGGCUCCUCAGCAAGCUUUAGUUUACCUCAACUGCUGGGCUGAGAAGCGAGCAGAGUGGAAGUUCCAGAAGACCAGGCAGACGUGGCUGCUGCAGCACAUGUUCGACUCCGACAAGAUUCCAGAUGAGAAUUUCUCCGUGCUGCUUCAGUACCUGGAGGGGCUCCGUGGAGGAUCAAAGGACAUGACCGUGAAGAAGGCCUUAGCCCUGGUCGAGGAGUCGGGACAAGCGCCAGAGGACGAGGCUGUCCAGCAGAGGGCGCACAGAGCCAGAGAAGCCAUCCAGCUGCUCACCUGACCUGGACUACUAAUAUUAAACAGAGAUAAGACUCAAGUCUGUUGAUCUGUGGACUGAUGAUUGCCUUGGAUUGUUGUUUUAUAUGUAUAAGUUUGUAAUUGUCCUUAAGGGGAAGGUUUUGAUUUAAUCACGUCAAUCGUUUAUAUUUGGAAAUAAGAAAUCCCAUAAGUUCAGUUAAGUACUGAAAGUCCAAUUAUACCCUGGGGGACAAAAGUAUAUUUUUUUUCUACCCCAGAUUUAAGAAUUCGGAAGAUAAUGUCCAGUUUCAGGAGUGUGUACAGGUGUAAACCCUAGAGGAGGAAACAAAAAGUAUUGUCGCAGGAAUGUUUGUAGCCAAGACAUGUUUUUGCAUGCUGCGACGCUCAGUCAGUGGAGCCACUGAUGAGAGUAACUUCUUACACACACUUGGUAUAAACAUAAUGAGCAUUUUAUGUUUUGACAAAUCUCCUGUAACUACAAAUCUGUACCUUUAGUUCCGGUUCAAAGUUUGUGCAUUUGAGGUUUGUUAUUUUUGCCAAUGUUGUAAAACCUUUUAUAAAUGUAUAACAUUACCCCCAAAUACAGUACGAUUGACAUUUAAA